Molecule: messenger RNA, 3032 nt
Organism: Lotus japonicus
Lineage: Eukaryota; Viridiplantae; Streptophyta; Magnoliopsida; Fabales; Fabaceae
Product: homeobox-leucine zipper protein ATHB-14-like
Exons: 18
Coding region: 282-2810 (842 amino acids)
Molecular function (GO): DNA-binding transcription factor activity; lipid binding; DNA binding
Source: RefSeq, a predicted model, not a curated record
AUACUCACUUUCUUCCUUUGUUCUUGUUCCAUCUCUUUCUCUGUAGGUGCUUUCACUCUCUCUCUUUCUCUUGAGAUAAAAACCACUGUGUGUUCUCUUCUCUCACUCACUCACCCUUCACUGAACCUCACUUACAUCUUUGAACAUCUAAUGAAGGAGAGUGGAGGCUCUCUUGGAGAAGAGAGCCUGCACAGUGAAGAACAACAACAAAGCUAGUGUGUUUCUUCUCAGUGUUGUUCCAUUUUCAGUCUCAUAACCUUGAAACUUCACUUCUUCUGGUGAUGGCUCUUUCUAUGCACAAGGACUCUUCCAACAGCAUGGAUUCAAGCAAGUAUGUGAGGUACACUCCUGAACAAGUUGAAGCUUUGGAGAGGGUCUAUGCUGAAUGUCCAAAGCCGAGUUCUUUAAGGAGGCAACAACUUAUCAGAGAGUGUCCUAUCCUCUCCAACAUUGAACCAAAACAGAUCAAAGUUUGGUUCCAAAAUCGCAGAUGUCGUGAGAAGCAGAGGAAGGAAGCUUCACGUUUGACCACAGUGAAUAGGAAGCUGAGUGCUAUGAACAAGCUGCUAAUGGAAGAGAAUGACCGUCUGCAGAAGCAGGUCUCACAUCUGGUGUAUGAAAAUGGUUACAUGAAGCAACAGAUACAUACUGCAUCUGCUGCGACCACCACAGAUAAUAGCUGUGAGUCUGUGGUAGUGAGUGGUCAAAAUCAACAGCAAAACCCAUCUCAGCAUUCCCAAAGGGAUGCCAACAACCCAGCUGGUCUUCUCGCUAUUGCUGAGGAGACCCUGGCAGAGUUCCUAUCCAAGGCUACUGGAACUGCUGUCGACUGGGUCCAGAUGAUUGGGAUGAAGCCUGGUCCGGAUUCUAUUGGAAUCGUUGCUGUUUCCCGCAAUUGUAGUGGGAUAGCGGCACGAGCCUGCGGCCUUGUGAGCCUAGAGCCCACUAAGGUUGCCGAGAUUCUUAAAGAUAGAAUGUCUUGGUAUCGUGACUGUCGAUGCCUUGAUGUGCUGAGUAUAGUCCCUACUGGGAGUGGGGGAACAAUAGAGCUCAUGUACAUGCAGACUUAUGCGCCUACAACAUUGGCAGCAGCUCGUGACUUUUGGACAUUGAGAUAUACUACAACUUUAGAAGAUGGAAGUCUUGUGAUAUGUGAGAGAUCAUUGACCAAUUCAACUGGUGGUCCCACUGGGCCUCCUCCUUCAAACUUUACUAGAGCUGAAAUGCUUCCUAGUGGCUAUCUAAUUCGACCUUGUGAGGGUGGUGGCUCCAUUAUUCACAUUGUUGAUCACAUAGACCUAGAUGUCUGGAGUGUUCCUGAAGUGCUGAGGCCCCUCUAUGAAUCAUCCAAAAUCCUAGCUCAGAAAAUGACGAUUGCUGCCCUGCAACACAUAAGACAGAUAGCACAGGAGUCCAGUGGAGAAAUUCAGUAUGGUGGGGGACGCCAACCAGCUGUCUUAAGGACGUUUAGUCAGAGACUUUGCAGGGGGUUCAAUGAUGCUGUGAAUGGAUUUGUGGAUGACGGUUGGUCAAUGCUGGGUCAUGAUGGGGCGGAAGAUGUGACUAUAACUGUAAACUCCACCCCCAACAAGUUUUUGGGGUCCAAUUACAAUUCGUCAAUGUUCCCAGCAUUUGGAGGCGGGGUCCUGUGUGCUAAAGCAUCAAUGCUACUGCAGAAUGUUCCUCCUGCUUUGCUUGUUCGAUUCCUGAGGGAGCAUAGAUCAGAGUGGGCUGAUUAUGGGGUUGAUGCGUACUCUGCCGCUUGUCUUAAGGCUAGUCCCUAUGCAGUUCCUUGUGCAAGACCUGGUGGUUUCCCCAGCACUCAGGUUAUUUUACCACUUGCUCAUACCAUUGAGCAUGAGGAGUUCCUGGAGGUAGUUCGAAUAGAGGGUCAUGCAUUCUCCCCUGAAGACGUGGCAUUAGCACGUGAUAUGUAUCUAUUGCAGCUAUGCAGUGGAGUUGAUGAAAAUGCAAUUGGGGCAUGUGCUCAGCUGGUGUUUGCACCAAUUGAUGAAUCAUUUGCUGAUGAUGCUCUCUUACUGCCUUCAGGCUUUCGUGUCAUCCCAUUGGAUCCUAAAACAGAUGGAUCAGCUGCGUCUAGGACAUUGGAUUUGGCAUCGACACUUGAAGUAGGUUCUGGUAGUACUCGUCCAGCUGGUGAAGCUGAUGGUUACAACCUUAGGUCGGUCCUCACAAUUGCAUUUCAAUUUACCUUCGAGAACCAUUUAAGGGACAAUGUUGCUGCUAUGGCCCGUCAGUAUGUGCGUAGUGUUGUGGGAUCAGUUCAGAGGGUUGCCAUGGCAAUUGCUCCCUCUCGACUCAGCACCCAGAUGGGCCCGAAACCACUUCCUGGUUCACCAGAGGCUGUUACCUUGGUUCGUUGGAUCUGUAGAAGUUACAGGAUUCACACUGGAGCAGAUCUUUUUAGAGUUGAGUCUACAGCUGGUGAUGCUAUCUUGAAGCAACUUUGGCAACAUUCUGAUGCAAUCUUGUGCUGUUCUGUGAAAACAAAUGCAGCUCCGGUGUUCACCUUUGCAAAUCAGGCUGGACUAGACAUGCUUGAAACUACUCUGGUUGCCCUUCAAGAUAUCAUGCUUGAUAAAGUUCUUGAUGAAGGUGGCAGGAAGAUUCUUUGCUCUGAAUUCUCCAAGAUAAUGACACAGGGUUUUGCAUCUCUUCCGGCAGGGAUAUGUGUAUCCAGUAUGAAUCGACCAGUCUCCUAUGAUCAGGCCAUUGCAUGGAAAGUUCUCAAUGAUGAUGAUUCCAAUCACUGCCUGGCCUUCAUGUUUGUGAACUGGUCUUUUGUCUGAUGGGGGAACAAUGUUAUUAAGAUAAAUAUAUGUUAAUUUAUAUUCAGAUCAGUACUUAAUUACCUGAUACUUUUAAAGACAGUUGUACUAAUUUCAGCUUUUAUGCACCUUUUGUGAAUUAUGUUCCUCUAUCACUAUGUAAGAAUCCUUAAGUUUGGUGAAUCCUUGACUUGAUAAUCAUAGUUUAUGGUGAAGAUGAUCUGUGUAACAUGGUUUAGUUCA